This is a messenger RNA of Mycotypha africana, 768 nucleotides long. RefSeq lists its product as uncharacterized. The record is from RefSeq and is a predicted model, not a curated record. The transcript has a single exon. The coding region runs from base 126 to 293 and encodes 55 amino acids. Gene Ontology annotation, biological process: mitochondrial electron transport, cytochrome c to oxygen. NCBI's taxonomy places the organism in Eukaryota, Fungi, Mucoromycota, Mucoromycetes, Mucorales, Mycotyphaceae.
UUUGUUUCUCCACACUCGACUAUUUUUUUGUCUUUUUUUUUUUCUCUUUGUUCUCAGUUAUUCAUUACCUCAACCACUACCUUUCUCCCUUCUCUUUUUUCUUGACUAUCAUACAUAACAAUAACAUGAUUGCUCCUAUCGCUGGUAAAUUCCGUAAACAAAUUAUCAAAGACAUCUCUAUCGCUCUUGCCCUUGGUGGCGCUGGUGGUGCUGCUUGGUGGAACCUUUAUCACAUCCCUCAAGCCCAACGUCGCGAUGCUUAUUACGCCAAACUCGAAGCCAGCAAGCAAUAAGAUUUUUAUCACAUGGAUCUAUACAACCGCUACAGCAAAAAUUGUUAAAAACCGCCUCACAUAAUCUAUACAUCAAAAAAAAAAAAAAAAGCGUCAGCUCAAAUUAGAUGGACAAAAUCGAUUGAAAAAAAAUUAUAGUCUUGCACACAACUCGUAUCAUCUUGUUCAAAUUCGAUAUUCGAAAACUUUUUCGUUCUUUUUUUUUAUUCACAACGUUGCCAGAGAAAAAGAUUUUAUAGUUUCAAUUUAGAGAAUCUUGGACUCUACCAAUAAACUUCUUAUUCUAAUUUCAAGGUACCUAUCAACCUGUAACAGACAUGUAAAGACAACGGAAAUACACAAAGUUUUGCCCCAGUAUUGUUCAGGAUGCAUUCGCAAUGGUUUGGGUUGAGCAGAAUGGUUUAAAAAAAGAAGAAAGGAAAGAUGAAAAAAGAAAAAAAUACUGAUGACUCUCGUUGAGGCAUGCAAUGAAGUA